Ipomoea nil (Japanese morning glory) is the source of this 1377-nucleotide messenger RNA. Its product is annotated as WD repeat-containing protein VIP3. Gene Ontology annotation, cellular component: Cdc73/Paf1 complex. The transcript has 2 exons. The record is from RefSeq and is a predicted model, not a curated record. NCBI's taxonomy places the organism in Eukaryota, Viridiplantae, Streptophyta, Magnoliopsida, Solanales, Convolvulaceae. Gene Ontology annotation, molecular function: protein binding. The coding region runs from base 84 to 1055 and encodes 323 amino acids.
UUCUCAAAGCAUCAAAACAUCAGAGCUUCAUCAAGCAUUUGUAUCUUUCCUGCUAGGGUUUAAGCUUAGUUAACCAAAUCGCCAUGAAAUUAGCCUCGCUCGAUAGCAUCCAGAACGCCCACGACGACUCCAUAUGGACGGCGUCGUGGGUCUGCCCCAGUGACGGAGCUCCACCGCUCCUCCUCACCGGGGGCCUCGACGAGACUGUGCGCCUCUGGGACCCGGAGAAGCUCACUUCUUUGCGAACCAACACUGGACAUUGCCUCGGCGUCGUUUCCGUGGCCACCCACCCCACCCGCCGGAUCGCCGCUUCCGCUUCCAUAGAUAGCUACAUUCGCGUCUUCGACGUUGAUUCCAACCGAACCAUUGCCACCCUCGAAGCUCCUCCCUCCGAAGUCUGGCAAUUAUCAUUCAAUCCACAGGGGACCACUCUGGCUGCAGCUGGAGGUGGUAGUUUAUCAGUCAAAUUAUGGGACACUACUCAUUGGCAACUAAUUUCGACGUUAUCCAUUCCUCGUCCAGAAAGUCUGAAGCCUACAGAGAAAAGUAGCACAAAGAAAUUUGUCCUAUCUGUUGCUUGGAGUCCUGAUGGGAGACUAAUUGCCUGUGGUUCAAUGGAUGGCACAAUCUCUGUUUUUGAUGUGAUACGUGCCAAAUUUUUACACUUCUUGGAAGGUCAUUGCAUGCCUGUGCGUUCUCUCGUGUUUUCACCUUCUCUUCAUGAUGCAAGGGUGCUUUUCUCCGCCUCAGAUGAUGGGCACGUUCACAUGUAUGAUGCAGAGGGGAAAGCCUUGAUCAUGCCUUUGUCUGGCCAUUCCAGUUGGGUCCUGAGCGUUGAUAUCUCCCCCGAUGGGGGUGCUAUUGCAACAGGCUCUAGUGAUAAGUCGGUUAGGUUGUGGGAUCUUAAAAUGAGGGCAGCUACACAGAUAUUAACCAAUCACACUGACCAAGUUUGGGCAGUGGCUUUUGGACCUCCUGGAAAAAACGAUCCCCGGUCUUGUAUGCUUGCUAGUGUGUCCGAUGACAAGAGCAUAGCAUUCUACCAGUACUCUUGAUGAUACAAGGAGCCUCCGCAUGGAUUACAUCUUCAAGAUUGUACCGCCCUACCUGCAAAUCUCUUGGCUUUCUCGUUGUUGCCCUCUAACCUUUGCUCUAAGGUUUGUGUCUUGAAAAUCUAAUCUUUUGUACAAUCUCACCAUCAAUUCUUGAAUUUGGUGCCCAGUCACAUUGCUUUUGGAGAAUGUAGAUCCUGCCAUACUUGAUUUCAUUUUAUAUUUGUACUGUACUAGGUUUGUCAAGGCUUAUGAUUAUGAACUAAUGUAGUACUCCAAAUGUGACUAUUUUAAGCUUAUGGAUUAUGCAUAAUUCACAAUGUCA